Maudiozyma saulgeensis is the source of this 1773-nucleotide messenger RNA. The record is from the annotation of a GenBank genome assembly. Lineage: Eukaryota; Fungi; Ascomycota; Saccharomycetes; Saccharomycetales; Saccharomycetaceae.
AUGGCUAUUCAUUUACCAACUGUAGACUCGAAAUUGUCUACUGACGAUUAUGAAGCUCAAAGGUCAAAGACUUACAAUGGGAAACUUCGUAAAUUAAUUUCUUUGGUGACUACAAUUUUAUUUGGUUCUUUAAUUGUGACUAACUAUAUUAGUUUUUCUAAUGUUAAUAAAAAUGAAAUUGAGGAUUUUUCAGCAAUAAGUAAAGGUUGUCCAAAGAUUGAACCUUUAAUCCCAACUUUUAAAAAAUCAAUUGGUAUUAUUUUAAAUGAUCCUUUAUAUAAAGCUUCAUCAAUUGAAAGAUUAUCUGGUGCUGUUCAAAUUUCAACAGAAGUUCAAGAUGUCAAUCCAGACCCUUUAAAAGAUCCUGAAUUUUAUUCAAACUUUGUUAUUUUGCAUACUUUCUUAGAAAAAACUUUUCCUUUAGUUCAUUCGAAAUUAACUUUAGAAAAAAUUAAUCAAUUUGGUUUAUUAUAUACUUGGGAAGGUGAAACCUCUGAUUUAAAACCAAUUUUGAUGAUGUCACAUCAAGAUGUUGUCCCAGUUAAUAAAGAAACUUGGGAUUCUUGGAAAUAUCCACCAUUUUCUGGUCAUUAUGAGCCUGAAACUGAUUUAAUUUGGGGUAGAGGUUCAAAUGAUUGUAAAAAUUUAAUGAUUGCUCAAUUAGAAGCAUUAGAAAAAUUAUUGGAAGAUGGAUUUAUACCAAAACGUACAAUUUUACUAUCAAUUGGUUUCGAUGAAGAAGCAAGUGGUAUUUGGGGUGCACGUUUCUUAAGUCCACACAUUCAUGAACGUUAUGGUGAUGACGGUGUAUUAAUUAUUUUAGAUGAAGGUGCAGGUAUUUUGGAAGUUGAUGAUAAUGUUUAUGUUGCCACACCAGUUAAUGGUGAAAAAGGUUAUGUUGAUGUUGAAAUUAAUAUUUCAGGUCAUGGUGGUCAUUCUUCUAUUCCACCACCACAUACUACUAUUGGUAUUGCAGCCGAAUUAAUUACUUUAUUAGAAAAUAAUCCUUUUGCUUCUGAAUUUAGAGUCGAUAAUCCAAUUUAUGGUGUUUUAACAUGUGCUGCUGAACAUUCAACUAAAUUACCAAAAUCUGUUAGAAAGAGUAUUAUUAACGCACCUUAUUGUAAAAAAGCAAGAGAAUAUGUUAAUGAAUUUUUAUCAAAACAACCUACUCUACGUGAUUUAGUUAGAUCUACUUUAGCUGUUGAUAUUAUUCAUGGAGGUGUUAAAGCAAAUGCUUUACCUGAAGAUACAAAGUUUUUGGUUAAUCAUAGAGUUAUCUUACAUUCAAGUGUUAAAGAAACUGUUCAAAAAGAUAUUGAAUACGCUUUGGAAAUUGCUGAUAAAUAUGAUUAUGGUGUUUCAGUUGAUGGUGUUGUAUUAAAGAAAACUACUAAGAAUGGAUCCAUCAAUUUAAGAACAAUUAAUCCAUUAGAACCAGCUCCAAUAUCACCUAAUGAAGGACCAGUAUGGGAUUUACUUGCAGGUACUAUUCAAGAUGUCUUUGAAAAUAAUGUCUUUAAGAAUACUGCAGAAGAAAAUAAAGAGAUUUAUGUUACAACAGGUUUAUUCUCUGGUAAUACCGAUACUAAAUAUUAUUGGAAUUUAACCAAGAACAUUUACAGAUUUGUUGGUUCUAUUAUGGAUCCAACUAUUAUGGAAACUGUUCAUUCUGUCAAUGAACAUAUUGACAUGGAAGGUCAUUUAUCUGCAAUUGCGUUUGUUUACGAGUUCAUUGUCAACGUCAGUGAACAUGGUUCUGAUCUUGAUUAG